AUGUUAAAAAUUUUCAUUUUUAUUUUACUUCUAUAUUUACACACUAAUUUUAUAAGUUCAAACGAGGAAAAUAGAUCUACAAAUAAUAAUGAAAUAAAAAAGUCCAACAGCCCCACUUAUAAUUCUAAUAAAAAAACGAAAGUUAUCUUUUACAUGCCUGGUUCUAAAAAAAAUGGGGAAGAAAAUACCCAUGAAACAGGAGAAAAUAUUGAAGGUAAAGGAGGAAUAAGUAAGGGCGUACAUAAAGGAUCUCAAUCAAGUUCAAAUGAACAUUCAGAAGGUGAAAGUGAUAACCAUGGUGGAUAUGAAAAACAUAUGCGAGAUGAACAAAAGCAAAAUAAGGAAGGAGAUGGAGAUAAGUCUCGUAGAAAAGUAUAUUAUUAUCAGGAUAGUUCCGAUGAUGAAGAAAAAAGAAAUAAUUCUGAAAAUGAAGAACAAAAAAAGCGUUUAGAGGAGGAAUAUGAAAAAUUAAGAAAAGAGGAAGAAGAACGAGCUAGAAGAAUAAAUCGUGAAAGAAAAAAUGACAUGGAUAAUUCUUCAAGACAUAAAGGAAAUAAAACAGGAGAGAAUACAACAGGAAAUGGAGAUCGUUAUACAACAUAUAAAUAUAUUCAUAGAUUACCGCAUUCUGAUAAUUCAGAAGGAGAACAUGGACAAUAUAGUGGAUCUGAUAAUGAAUCUGAUAGUGAAUCUGGUAGAAGGUCUGGUGGAGGAUCUAGUGGCGAAUCUGAUAGUGAAUCUGAUGAUGGAGGAAAACGAAAAUAUACAUCACAUUUUAAGACCUAUAUCGGUGGAAAAAAAAAAAAAGAUACACCAAAAAAAAAUGAAAAUGAAGGAGGAAACUAUAGUGUACAUCAUGGAACAAAUGGAAGCGAAAGUAAUGGGGAAGAUAGUAAUGGAAAUGGAGAUGAAGCAAACUAUAGGAUGCAUCACGGAACUGAUGGAGGUGGAGGAUAUGGAUCCAAUGGAGAAGGAGGCAAUAGGAAUGGAGAUGAAGCAAGCUAUUGGAUGCAUCGCGGAGCUGAUGGUAAUGGAGGAUAUGGAAACAAUGGAGGAGGUAAUGGAAAUGGAGAUGAUGCAAGCUAUAAUGUGCAUCACGGAACUGAUAGAAGUGGAGGAUAUGGAUCCAAUGGAGAAGGAGGUAAUGGAAAAGAAGAUGAAGCAAACUAUAGGAUGCAUCACGGAACUGAUGGAAGUGGAGGAUAUGGAUCCAAUGGAGAAGGAGGUAAUGGAAAUGGAGAUGAAGCAAGCUAUUGGAUGCAUCGCGGAGCUGAUGGUAAUGGAAGUAAUGCAAGAAAUGAUAAACCUGGACAUUUUCCUUAUAAAAGAAUUUAUGAUUAUACAACUGAUGAUAGUGAUGAUGAACAUAAUGAAGAAUCCAAGAAUAAAAAAAAAAAAUACAAAACAUUUUCUCAAAGAAAUCGCAAAAAUGGAUAUGAAAAACUUGAUAAUAGUGAUGAUGAUGAAGAGAGCGAAUAUGAAACUAGAAAGGGGCCACAUGAAAAGGAUAAUGAAGAUAAAAAUGGAAAAUCCAAAUUAGGCUCAUUUACAAGAAACAAUGAAAAUGAAAAUUCAUAUAAUAGUGACGCAAAUAGUAAAGAAAAUGGAUCGGAAAGUGAAUCAGAAAGGAACAGAAAGGGAUCUGAAACAGAUAAGGAUAAUAGUGAAGAUGAAAAUAAUAUUUAUGAAAGACAUAAUAAUGAUUAUGCUAAAAAGCGUGCUAAUGAAAUUGAAGACGAAUUGAAUAGAGGAGAAUAUUCAAGGAACAAUUCAAGAGAUAAAGAUCAAAAGGGAAAGGGAAAGGGAAAGGGAAAUUAUAAAACAGAUAAAGAUGGAUAUAAUUCAUCUGAUUCCGAAGAUUCAGAUGAUGAUACAGUAGAUAGAUAUUACGUAGACAAUGGACAAGAUAUGCUGAUCAAAGAAAAGAUGUAUAAUUCUCAUGGAAGGGAAGGAGAAGGUGGAUUAGAAGAUGAAAAUGACGCAAAUUCAAAAUAUAAAAACGAAAAAGUGAGCUAUCAUUUUUCAACAUAUAUGAAUUUUGAAGAUAAAGAAAUUUUGUCAUCAAAUGAAAUAGAAUUAAACAAAAUGAUAGGAGAUGAUUUCUCUAGAGAAAUGGAAAAUUACUGUCAUCUUAAUGUACCAUCGCAAAAGACAGGAUCUUAUCUUGAUUUGGCUUUUGAGUUCUCUAGAGCAUUAGAAGAAUUAAGAAAUGAAAUGUUAAAUGAUUUAAUUAAAAGUAAAAAAAUGGGAAAAACAAAAAUUUUUAACAUUUUACAUAUUAUUCAGAAUUCUACAAAUGAGAAAAAGUCAUCCAGUAAAAACCAAAUAUAUGAAGAUGAGGACUAUGCCGAUGAAGCUAAUUCUUUUCGAGAUGAAAAUAAGAAUCCAUUAAGUGCAAAAUACAACAGUAUUAUGAAACAAUACCUAUGUCACUUAUUUAUGAACAAUCCAGGGAAAAAUCAAUUAGAUAGAUUGUACCAUCAUAAUUUGGCUUUAGGGGAACUUAUAAAACCAAUAAGAACAAAGUACAAAAAAUUGGCAUCUUCUUCCAUUAGUUUUAAUUAUGAAUUGUAUAUAGCAUCAUCGAACAAUAUUUUUCUCCUAGCACAUAUGCUACUAUUAUCUUUGGCAUAUCUUUCAUUUAACGAUUUUUUUGUUUCAGGAAUAAAAUCCUUUUAUUCAUUAGAAACACUUCUCUUAGCUAAAUCUGAUUUCACCUUUUUUAUGUAUAAUGAAAUGUGCAAUGUUUAUUAUAAACCUGGAAAAUUUUUUAAAAAAGAUAUAACAUUUAUUCCCAUUGAAUCAAGGCCUAAAAGACAUACUACUUUCAUUGGUGAAAAAAAAAUGACAUGUGAUUUAUUAGAAUUAAUACUAAAUGCUAUUUCACUCAUAAAUAUACAAGAAUUACAUAAUAACUUAACUAAUAAUAAUGUUAUAGGAUAUGAAAAUUCCUUAUCCUUUUCAAUUAGUGCAAUAAGAAUAUUUUCAAAGGUAUGUCCAAGAGUAAAUUCAUCGAAUAUGUUAAAGUGCGAAUUUGAAAAUUCUACCUUACAUAAAAAACAAAUUAAAAAAACGGACAUCAGAGAAAAAGAAAAUCAAAAAAAUUUAAAAAGAGCUUUUGAUUUGUUAAGAAUAUUUGCCGAAAUAGAAAAUAACUCUACUAAGGGUCAACCAAAUGCUGCUUAUAUAAAACUUAUAAUGGAACAGAAUAAGUAUACUGAAUUUUACAAGUACUUGUUCUGGUAUGAUAGUAGGCAACUUAUAUAUAUAAAUAAAGGAGAAAAAAAUAAAAAAUCGAAAAAUAAAAUAAAAUAUAUAUACAACGAUUUCAUAAAAAGAGGUGAAAAAUUAAAAAAAAAGUUAAUUAAAUUAGAUUCAAGCUACAAAACAAAGAGUAAUGCAUUAUUAGUUUUUUAUGGAAUAAUUGAUAGAUAUGCAAAUUUUUUAACUAAAAGUGAAACAAUAAGGAAAUUAUUUUUGAAUGAUACAUCUUCCAUUCGUCAUUAUUUAUAUUUAAAUGGCGUACAUUUUAAAACAUCAAAAUCAUAUUUAGAAUCCAUGAAAAAAUUACUAGAAGAGUUAGAAGAAACUACCAAUUCUCCAAUGAAAUUUAUUGUUAGAGGAAAUUAUAUAGAACAUUUAAAUAAUAUAGCGAGAAAUGAAAAUUUGUUUUACAUUAAUUUAUUCAUAUUAUCAGUGCUUUCAGUAAAAGAACCUGUUUUACAUUAUUACAAUGAAAAAAAAAAAAUGCUAGCUGCAACCCUUUCUGAAAAGUUUGCAUCUUCAACAUCUGCAUUUAUUCCUCAUAAACUUCGAAGACUAGUGGUAACUUUAAAGAAAGGAAUUCUAAAAAAAAAAUUGCUUACUACUUUGGCGAAAAUAAAAUUGUUACAACAUAUUCCUGCAUAUUUAUUAGAAAACAUCACUUCAUCCAUUCGUUUUACUACACACACCAUAGCAACUAUGCAAAUUAUUCAAAACGCUAAACUAGUAUCAAAAGAUAAACUUUCUCAGCAAACUAAAAACAGCCAUUUUGCUAAACAGAUAUUUACUAAAGGAGGAUUUCCAAGCUACGCUGAUAAAUUAAUAUCAAAAUGGUACUCAGAAGGUUUUGAAGAAUACAAAAGAAAACAAAUUGAAAAUCAAAAGAUGGAAAAUUCCAUUGAAAAAGAGUUAAAGGAAUCUUCAAAAGAAAGUAUAAAUAAUGAUUCAACAGAAAAUGAAGAAGAACAAAAACAAAUAGAAGAACAAGAAGAAAAAGAAAGAGAAAAGAAAGAGGAUAAAUUAUUUUUUAAUGAAAAUGAUAAAUGGGAUUUUUAUUUGAAUAAAGAAUUAACAAGAGCUCUAGGUUUAUGGUUGGAUAUGAAUUCUAAUUCUCCUAACAAUGCCGGUUUUGUUUAUAAACUGGUAGAAGAUAGCAAGUUCCUAUUAGAAAAUAACAUUGAAGAUAAUAUCAUAUUUUCAAGAACUCUUAAACCCACUAAACAAACUGCAUUUAGAAAAUUUUUCAAUAAAAUAAUAUCUCUUGGAAAUAUGCUUUUAAGAAAACCUGGUUUUAAAGUAGAACAUGCGUUGUGGUUUGGGGCAGCUAUUGAUAUAAAAAAAGCAUUUAUUUUAUUAGAAAAAGUAAGUGAAUUACAUAAAUUAAUGCAUGAUCAAGAAGGAUCUUGGUUAAUUAAUGAAGCAUUUAUUGAAAUAGUAGAUCAUAUAGUUGAUAUAAGUACGAAUAAGCAUUUAAGAGAACCAUUUAGUGUAUCUAGAAACCCAGGUAUGAUGGCUAUUAAUCCAAAAUAUGCUACUUUACCUCAUGAUGAAAGAAUUAAAGAAUUUCAAAAUUCCAUGUGUGCUGAUCAUUGUUCCUCUGUUUGGAAAAUUAUUUCAACAUUUGCAUUACAACAUUUAAAAAAUCCUGAUAGCCUUAAAACUUAUGAAGAGAAGUUUUCUAAGAAUGCUUUUGGUAAUAAAAUUGAUGAUAAAGAUUUUGUUCACAAUUUUAAAAUGAUACUUGGGGGCGAUGCCGCCUUACAUUAUUUUGAUAAUAUGCUUUCCAAAUCUAUGAAAAAAGAAUUAAAAUCCAUGAAAUAUGGUGUAUCGUUGACUUCUGCAUUUUCACUUAAGUUGACCAAAUUAGUUUUUACGCAAAUGCAAUUACCUUAUUUAAGUCAGAUGUUUUAUGUACAAGCUCCUUAUUUUGGUCAUUUUAUUGGAAAAUGGCAGAAAGAAAGACAAAAAAGUAGAAUGAAAGAAAUAAUGUCAUUUAUGACACUUGGGGCUUUAUCUGCAUAUACAAUGUUAAGCGCAAUGGAUAUAACACAACAUGCUGAAGAUAUUGGAAUGGGACCAGCUGCUAGUUGUUAUACUAGUACUUAUCCACCACCAAGACAAAUAUGUUUGCAAUCAGCAGUUAAAACUACAUUAACAAAUUCAACUGAAGCAGCUAUGAAAAGUGUUUUCUCCGUUGGACUCUUUGCAUCAAUUGGUCCCUACUUAUUUGCUCCUAUGAUUGGUUUAGCUGUAUGGAAUAUUUUAAAAUCAGAAUUCAAAGUUCUACAAAGAAUUGAUAUGGCCCUAAAAAAUGUUUUUAAAAAUAUGUGGAAAAAAUUCUUAUCAUUAAAAGGAAUUACCAAAUUAAGAAAUAUUUUUAAGAGAAAGAAUAGCAUGAAAAAGAAAAUUAUAGAAAAUGCAGAACAUAAAAUGAAAGAAAUGAAAGAAAACCCUGCAAAAGCUAAGGCUCAUAAAAUGUCUGUUGAAACUAUGCAUAAACAUUCUAAAGGAGGUUACCAUUAUGUAUCAUAUGCUAGAAUACAAAUAUAA
Messenger RNA from Plasmodium gallinaceum, 5814 nucleotides. It is a transcript of the gene RON2, whose product is annotated as rhoptry neck protein 2, putative. The record is from RefSeq and is a predicted model, not a curated record. Bases 1 to 5814 code for a protein of 1937 amino acids. The transcript has a single exon. Lineage: Eukaryota; Apicomplexa; Aconoidasida; Haemosporida; Plasmodiidae.